This is a messenger RNA of Vigna umbellata (rice bean), 1321 nucleotides long. The record is from RefSeq and is a predicted model, not a curated record. Lineage: Eukaryota; Viridiplantae; Streptophyta; Magnoliopsida; Fabales; Fabaceae.
CUUUUCUUGUGUUUUUCCCUACUUAGGUUGAAGAUCCACUGUCAGAAGCUACUAAAUACUUGAAGUUGCUGCAGAAGAAUUCCCCUGAUUCAUUGGAGACACACUUGCUCUCUUUUGAAUUAUAUACAAGGAAGCAAAAGACUUUGCUUGCCUUUCAGGCUGUGAAGCAGUUACUGAGAUUGGACCCUGAACACCCUGAUUCUCAUCGUUGCAUGAUUAAAUUCUUCCAUAAAGUGGGAUCCAUGAAUGCUCCCGUGACUGACAGUGAGAAACUGAUUUGGAGAGUCUUAGAGGCUGAGCGACCAAAUAUUAGCCAGGUGCAUGAGAAAUCCCUGUUUGAGGCAAACAACUCUGUCCUUGAAAAACAUAAAGAUUCUUUGAUGCAUAGAGCAGCUUUUGUAGAAAUCUUGCACAUUUUGGAUUCAAACAGAAAAUCCGAGGCUGUUAAGUUCAUUGAAGAAACAACAAAUAACACUGUGCCCAGAAAUGGAGCACUUGGACCAAUCAGGGAAUGGAAACUUAAAGACUGUAUUGCAGUUCACAAUCUUCUAGAAACAGUUCUUGCUGAUCAGGAUGCUGCAUUGAGAUGGAAGGUGCGAUGUGCGGAUUACUUUCCAUAUUCUACGUACUUUGAGGGAAAGCACAGCUCUGCCUCUCCCAACUCGGCCUUCAACCAGUUACGUAAGAACUCUGAAAAUGAGAGUGUUAACCACAUCACAUCAAACGGGAAACUAGAGGCAUUUAAAGAUCUCACUAUCUGAUAAAGUCGAAUGCAUCCAUAAGAUGAGGCUAAGAGACAUGCGUGUUACCCAGUUUGGAUGCUUAGAACCAAACGGCAUUUGACACUCCCAGAAACGACCGCGUUGCAGUUUGCAGCAACAAAGGUCACAGUUUUGGUGCGGGUUAUGGCAAACUCUACACUCCAUGUAUUUUCUUUGCAUGAUUUCUCCCUCCCAUCUGUGAUAUUUAUUUGGUUUGCAAAUGUGUAUAAUUUCACCUCAAUUAUUAUGUCUUAGGAUUGCCUUUUUCAAUUUGUUCACUUUUUUUUUUCUUUUUUUCUUCUGAGAGCUGGUACACGGGGCUCCAUAGGCCUUUACCAUCGUCUUGGAUUUUCAUUUUGGUCGUUGGGAGAGCUACAGAAUGAUUUAGGUUUCGGUCCUGCAUCCAGCCAACAUACAUAUAGGGAGAGCAUGUUGUAUCUUUCCUAUUUAAUUGGUCUAUUCAUGUAUAACCAUUAAAUUAUGUCAAAGUUUUGCAACUGGAUGCCAAAAUGACGUAAUUUUGGACGAUGAAUUCAGUAAAAGAAUUUCGGUUGGUAGAA